AUGUUAAAUAGCUCGUUAUAUUAAUCACCUUAAACAAAAAAUUUGAAAAGUGUGAUUGCUCCACAAUCUUCAAUUACUGAUAGGAAUUGUAAGUGAUUAUUUUAACCUUAUAGUAUCUCCUAGCAGAGCUAAGAUUGCUUAGUUAAGUGAAAAGUUAUCUGGAUUACAGAUUGAAGAGGAUAAAACCUUAAAAAAGGAAGCUUAUGAAUCAAAGCUCAAGCUUUUUGAUGAGAAAUUUUAAAAGGCUUAUUAAAAUGAUUUAAGCAGACUCAAAAUAAUUUAAGAUCAAUUGAGUAAAAUAGAAGAUGGAUUAACUAACGAAAAAAUAAUUAGAGAUGUUUAAAUUCAAAUUUAUAUUAUAGUCAAGGGAUGAUAAUUUUAAGUAGAGAGAUAUUAAAGGUUUAGAGUAGAAUAUAGUUAAAGAAUUGUAAAAAGAUAAAACAUUAAGAAGAGAAUCAGAAUUGAAAGUGGCUAGAUUAAUUGAUGAAAAAUCAUAUUAAUUUAGAUUGGAAUUAGCUAAAUAAAAGAAAAUGAGAGAAGAAACAGAAGAAUAAUAUUCUAAUGAAAUUGGAGAAAGAGUCUUAAACUUAGCAGAGGAUGUAUAAAAUGAAAGAAGAGAAAGGUAAUAUUUAAUAAUAAAUAAUUAAUAGAGAAGCUGCUUGUUAAGAGUUAAUUAGAAGAUUUGGAGAAUCUGUAUUUUAAAUAUAAGAGACAUUAACUAAGGAGAAAAGAUAAAGACAAGAAUCUCAAUCUUAAAUGUAUAGAAUGAUAGAUGAGAUGAAUAAUAUUUUAAAUUUAUAGUUAUAAGAAGAGAAAGUUUAAAGAGAAUCUACAGAAGAAACUAUGCUUAGAUUAUUGGAUGAAACAUGUAACAGAGUUGAGAACUCUUUAAGAAGAUGA
Molecule: messenger RNA, 900 nt
Organism: Paramecium pentaurelia
Lineage: Eukaryota; Ciliophora; Oligohymenophorea; Peniculida; Parameciidae
Source: the annotation of a GenBank genome assembly